UCCUAUACAUCAUCAUCAUCAUCCAUGGAUUCUUCUCCCCAAGGUUAUAGUAGAAACGUUGGUAUUUGUCUCAUCAAUCCUUCCGAAAAGAUUUUUGCAGCUUCAAGGUUGGAUAUACCCAGUGCUUGGCAAAUGCCGCAGGGUUUCAUAUUUAACGGAGAAGUGCCAAGAGCUUCCAGACUUGAAAUCAGAAUUGAUUUGAUGAUCUACCAUUCUGCAGAGGUGGCCUCGGCGGUACCUUAUUGGUUGACAUAUGACUUCCCACCUGAAGUCAGGGAAAAGCUUAAACAUCAGUGGGGAUUAGACUGGAAGGGUCAAGCACAGAAGUGGUUUCUUCUUAAAUUCACUGGGAAGGAUGAAGAAAUCAAUCUAUUGGGUGAUGGUGGGACUGAGAAAGCUGAGUUUGGUGAGUGGUCAUGGAUAUCUCUAGAACAAAUAGGUGAACUUGCAGUGGAUUUUAAUAAGCCUGUUUACAAGGAAGUUAUGACAGUUUUUGCUCCAUAUCUUCAGUAA
Molecule: messenger RNA, 513 nt
Organism: Quercus lobata
Lineage: Eukaryota; Viridiplantae; Streptophyta; Magnoliopsida; Fagales; Fagaceae
Product: nudix hydrolase 26, chloroplastic-like
Exons: 8
Coding region: 25-513 (162 amino acids)
Biological process (GO): nucleoside phosphate metabolic process; ribose phosphate metabolic process
Cellular component (GO): chloroplast
Molecular function (GO): bis(5'-adenosyl)-pentaphosphatase activity; guanosine-3',5'-bis(diphosphate) 3'-diphosphatase activity
Source: RefSeq, a predicted model, not a curated record